Molecule: messenger RNA, 3050 nt
Organism: Vicia villosa (hairy vetch)
Lineage: Eukaryota; Viridiplantae; Streptophyta; Magnoliopsida; Fabales; Fabaceae
Product: protein NETWORKED 2D-like
Exons: 2
Coding region: 114-2834 (906 amino acids)
Molecular function (GO): actin binding
Source: RefSeq, a predicted model, not a curated record
UUUUGCAUUUCUUUUCUACCCUACUGGUCCUAUCCUCAACUUCAUGUCUUCUCCUCCCUCUCUACACAUAUAGAGAGAGAAGAAAUACUCAUCACAAUAAUAACAAAAACAACAUGUUGCAGAGAGCUGCAAGCAAUGCAUAUUCAUGGUGGUGGGCCAGCCACAUCAGAACCAAACAAUCCAAAUGGAUGGAACAAAAUCUCCAAGAUAUGGAGGAAAAGGUGCAAACGGUUUUGCGACUUCUAGAAGAAGAAGGCGACUCAUUUGGAAAAAGAGCAGAAAUGUAUUACAAAAGGAGACCGGAACUGAUAAUAUUCGUGGAAGAAGCGUUUCGCGCGUACCGAUCUUUGGCCGAUAGGUACGAUCAUUUAUCGACGGAGUUACAGAAUGCAAACAACACAAUUGCUUCUGUUUGUCCGGAUAGUCUUCCUUAUAUGGAUGAAGACGACGACGAAGCAUCGCCGAGGCCACCGAGAAAAAUGCCUGAAGGACUUAAACCGAAUGUUCCGAAGGUUCCAGCGCCUCCGAUGAAGGAUUUAAAAAGUGUCAUUACCACGGCUACGAAGAAGUUAAGUACGAAGAAAGCGUCUACGCCAGCUUCUAAAGUUCCGAAAUCGGGAUUAAGCAGAAAGCAGGCGAUUGAAGAGGUUGACAAGCUUCAGAAGAAUAUUCUAGCAUUACAGACUGUGAAGGAGUUUCUGAAAAGCUCUUAUGAUAAUUCCAUUGCUAAGUAUUGGGAAACCGAGGGGCAGAUCAAGGAGUUGCAAGAGAGAGUAUCGAAUUUGCAAGACGAACUCGGGGAAGGUGUUGUUAAUGUUAUUGAUGACGAGGAAGCUCGGCAUUUGAUGGCCGAAGCCGCGCUUAAAUCGUGUCAAGAUGCGUUGUCGCAGUUGGAAGAGAAACAGGCCGUGUCACUCGAUGAGGCGAAAAUCGAGUCCAAAAGAGUAAAGGAAGUGAGGGAAAAGUUAAGCUCCCUUAUGAAUGAAUUUCAGUAUGAUCAAACCGAUCCGCAGAAGCCGAGGCCUAAACGAGAUGUAAAAGAAGUAACUGCGAAAAAUGAUUUGGAUGAAGAUGUGGAGGUAAUAACUCAGCAGAGACAAGAGUUGCAGAUAUUGAAAGAGAAGAUUAAAGAACAUUUCGAGGCUGGCUCGCAUUCGGCUUUAACCGUGACAGAAAUGGCAGAGAAGAUUGAUGAGCUUGUUACAAAAGUCAUUAGUUUAGAAUCUGCAGUUUCUUCACAGACAGCUUUGGUAAAGAAUUUAAAAGGCGAAACUGACGAACUUCAUUCGUUGAUUCGACGUCUAGAAAUGGAAAAAGAGAGUUUGGUUAACGAAAAGGUUAAAUUGAACGAGAAACUUCGAGAAAUGGAUGAAAAAGUGCAUGAAUUACAUGACCUUAGCCAAGUUGUUGAAGAUCAAAACAACAACCUCCAAACUCAUUUCACCGAAGCGCAUUGUAGUCUUGAUAAUCUCGCUGAGAAAGUAGUCCAUAAGGAAAAUCCGAACGAAGACGAUAACGCGACUGCUAUAUUACCAACAGAAAAUCAUUCAUUGAGUGAAGAUGAACCAAAACAUGAUGUUAACACACAAAACGCAUUGAAUCAAGACGAAGUCUUAUUGAAUGAUGAAGUAAAGGUCACUGAAUCACAAACAGAAGAAGCAGCAAGCAUAGUUGAAAACAAAUCUUCUAUAGAGUUGAACGAAAACGAGAAAACUCAUGACAUUAGCAAUAAUGAUAUAAUCGAAUCAAGAGACGAUGGAAGUCAUGAAAAUGACAAUAAUCAAAUUUCGUCCGAGACAAAGAGUACACUUAAAAGUGAUUCCGGGGAGGAAGCAACGACAGUGGAAGAAAAUGCUUUGCUAUCAGAGUAUAGGAACACUCUUCAGAACUAUGAAGAAGUGAAGAGCAAGCUCCAUGAUGUAGAGAAGAAAACUCAAGAUGCAUUGUUUGAGUCAUCUUUGCAGGUGAAAGAAUUGAAGACUUCUAAUGCUGUGAAGGACGAAGAAAUUCGGCUCUUACGUCAGAAACUAAACCUUUUUCAGAAAAGCGUAGAGGGAAAUGAAGAAAGCGAGGAGUUAUCUCCCGUGCAGCCGCCACCAGAAAAUCAUGUUAUUGAGGCGAUGUUUAAAUUAGAAGAACCGGAUUUAAGUUCCGUGAUUGAAGAGAAGUUUCGUAUGGGAAUCGACGAACUUCUAGAGGAGAAUCUAGUAUUCUGGAUGAAAUUCAGUGCUUCUUUCACCGAGAUACAGAAAUACGAAACAACUACAAAAGACUUGCUAACCGAGGUAUCAAAAAUCGAAGAAAAAUGGAAAGCAACAGAAGGAAGUAGCAGCACAAAAUAUUCAUUGAAAUCAGAUGCAAGACCGCUUUAUAAACAUCUCGCAGAGAUACAAAAUGAACUCACACUAUGGCUAGAAAACAGCGCCAUGCUGAAGGAAGAACUUCAACAAAGAUUCUCGUCGUUGUGUGAAAUCCAAGAAGAGAUAACAACAGCAUUGAAAGCAAGUGCUGAAGGUUACGAUUUCAAGUUCACAAGCUACAAUGCUGCGAAAUUUCAAGGCGAGGUUUUGAAUAUGAAACAAGAGAAUAAUAAAGUUGCUGAUGAGCUUCAAGCUGGGUUAGACCUUGUAACAACUCUCCAACUUGAUGCUGAGAAGGCUCUUGCAAAGUUGAAUGAGAGAUUCGGACUGUCGAAUUCUAAGAGAAACCAGAUGAGACCUUCGGAUUCGAAGAACCGUGUUCCUCUAAGGUCAUUUAUCUUUGGAGUUAAGCAAAAGAAACAAAAACAGUCAAUCUUUUCGAUGCAUAGGAAAUAUCGCGCUUUGAAAUCAUAAAGCCAUAAUGUAAUUGUAAAGUAAUAUUCAUACAUAUUUCAUUUUCUUAAACAUGAACAUUAGGUAGUGUAUGUAUUGAGAUUUGAUUGAGAUAAGUUUAUAAUACUUGUCUAUAAACUGUAAGAAGUGUGACCAAAUGUAUGUAGGGGAUUUAGAUUACCUUUUGUAUUGUGUGCCUUUUUUUAAUGUGCAUCAGUGAAUCCAUUUUGUGUUAAA